Molecule: messenger RNA, 2951 nt
Organism: Lycium barbarum (goji berry)
Lineage: Eukaryota; Viridiplantae; Streptophyta; Magnoliopsida; Solanales; Solanaceae
Product: protein DWD HYPERSENSITIVE TO UV-B 1
Exons: 11
Coding region: 181-2622 (813 amino acids)
Biological process (GO): cellular response to UV-B
Cellular component (GO): Cul4-RING E3 ubiquitin ligase complex
Molecular function (GO): protein binding
Source: RefSeq, a predicted model, not a curated record
AAAAAGAAAAGGAAAAAAAAGAGAAAAAAAAAAUAAAAAAAAAAUAGAAGGGCUAAAAACCGUAUAAAAAGAUGAGAAGAACAAGGUAGACUUUUUGAUUCCAAAAAUUGCUACUCCGUAUGUAACGGCCAACUAUAUCGGAACUUUGUAAUAAUCGGAGCUAUAUAUCACGGAGCUAUCAUGACCACCAGCACCGAUAUCGCGUCCUUGGAAACGAGGUACAUGUGUUCUUGCCAGUCUAGAGGAGUUCUGCCUAAUAAACAAGUUCUGUCAGCUCUUUUCAAGGCCAAGUUGAAGAAAGCCCGCCAUGAGGUGUCUAGCUUAGUGAUUUUGCUGGAUGACAUCAAGGAUACAGAUUUCCACCCACUGCUUGAUUUGUUGAUGGAAGUUGAUCUUUCUCAGAUUGAUGCAGUCGAUAUUAUAAAUAGAUCUGUAUGCAUCCUGAGUUGGGAGUAUCUUCUUCCUUUGCUGCGUGCCAGCAGUAGAAAGCUUCGAGUUGUUGAUCUCCAGGACAUAUUGUUUGGCAAGGACUUCUUGCUGUACGUAUUGCCAUUGUUGGAUCUUGCUCAACGAGGCUUACCAUGCCAAGUCCUAAAUCUGAGGUCCUCCCAUUUCCGAAAGCUCAACAUGAUUGGGAAUUUCACGCGGAUGCACACCCUUAACCUGGAUUUCAGUGCAUCACUUACUAACUUCCGUGAGGACUGUUUUACCUGUAUGCCAAAUUUGAAGUUCCUCUCAUUGUGUGAGACAAGAGUGACUAAUUUAUGGACUACCACUGCUGCACUUGCGAAACUCCCUUCCUUAGUCGAAUUACGUUUUCAGAAUUUUUUACAAGAUGAUGAAGCACGGAAGCAUCCUGCAUCAGAUAGAAGGAAUGAUUACUGGGAUUCAGAUCAUACGGAGAUAACUAUUCAUGAUGAAGCACCAUCAGUUAGUGGUGAAAAUAUCAUGUAUAGGCUUUUUAAUGAAGAAAACCAAUAUUUGAAUAAUACUGAUAUGAAUCUUGAUGUGAGUAGCGAAGCGGAAGAUUCAUCUGAUGAUAGUGAAGUGGACUUUUCAAGUCAGGAUCGUGAAACGAGUUUCAUGGAACUCUUGCCUGAUGCACCUCCUGGUUGGGAGGAUCUGGUUAAUCUGCAAAAUGAGGUUUCUUUUGGCCCGAUGGAGAUGCAGGAUGACGAGGAGCCAUUCUUCCGUUUGUCUGACACACGACUUCCAUACAUUACUCCAAAGAAAUGUAUAUCUCAUAAUCCUUCACCAAUAUGUUUUGAAAAAUUCUACCGAGAGUACAUGAUAGCUUCACUGCCAAACCUGAAAAUUCUCGAUAACUUGCCUAUUAGGAAAGUCGACAGAGAAAAGGCCGAAUUGAUCUUCUCACAAAAAUUUGAGCGCCUACCAUAUAAGAGGAAGAAUAAGGAAAGUGUUGUCAGCAUUCUGCAAAACCGGGAGACUAGAGCAAACCAUGCUCGCGGGCUCUCUCCUAGGCGAAAGUCGCAGUACUUUUAUUCUAGGUCAUUGUCUGCUGCCAAAGUUGGUUCCGUUGCUUGGCCUGCCCUCCGCCCCCUCUCGAUCAUGGGCACCACAGCAAGAGAUGAUAGAAGAAGCUAUCGACCACGCCAAUUUGAGUAUCAUCCAUCUGAUGCAAGCCUUAUGGUUUUUGGAACAUUGGAUGGUGAAGUGAUUGUUAUCAACCAUGAGAGUGAAAAAGUCGUCAGUUAUAUUCCCUCACUUGGAGCAAUGAACAGUGUGCUGGGUUUAUGCUGGCUAAAAAAUUAUCCCUCCAAGGUCAUCGCUGGUUCUGAUAAUGGUUCACUUAGAUUAUAUGACAUACGAUUGAUGCCUCCAACAGCCACAGGCAGCCAUCACAGUUCAGGUUCAGUCAUGUUUGAUGACUUUGACCAAUUAACCUCUGUUCAUGUCAACUCUACGGAUGAAUUAUUUCUUGCAAGUGGAUACUCAAAACAUGUUGCUCUGUACGACAUUAGCAGUGGCAGACGCUUGCAGGUGUUUGAUGAUAUGCAUCGAGAACAUAUAAAUGUCGUUAAAUUUGCACACCACUCUCCAUCUAUUUUUGCUACUUCAUCAUUUGAUCGUGAUGUUAAGUUGUGGGAUUUAAGACAGAAACCAAACCAGCCUUGCUACACUGCUUUAAGUUCUCGAGGGAAUGUGAUGGUUUGCUUUUCCCCUGAUGACCAAUAUCUUCUUGUUUCGGCUGUUGACAAUGAGGUGAAACAACUGUUAGCUGUUGAUGGGAGGCUCCAUCUAGAUUUUAGUAUAACGUCAACAGGGAGCUCUCAGAACUACACUCGUUCUUAUUACAUGAACGGAAGGGAUUAUGUCAUCAGCGGAAGCUGUGAUGAACAUGUAGUCCGCAUCUGUUGUGCUCAAACGGGUAGGCGGCUUAAAGAUGUAUCAUUGGAGGGAAAAGGUUCAGGAGCUUCAAUGUUUGUCCAAUCGUUGAGGGGGGAUCCUUUCAGAGAUUUUAGCAUGAGUGUCUUGGCAGCCUAUAUACGUCCAAGUUCAAACUCAGAAAUUGUUAAGGUAAAUCUGUUGGCAUCAAGUGAUCAAGACAAAGGGUACUCGUACACUCGGCAGUCUCAGCCAUUAUUCGGUAGCGGAGGCUGAUCUUUAUGCAGUCAUAUCACAUCAACUCAAAAAGCUAAGAUUUCAACAUUCAGAGCUGGUACAUUGGGAUUGCGAUAGCUUAUUCUUGAUUCGUGUAGCACCUUGCACUUGGGAAGUCAAUUACUCUCGAAAUUAACCUAGUGCAUUAAGAACUCAUUGUUCAAUUACUGAAUACUGGGUUCAGUUUUUCUCUUCUCUUUGGUGUGCCUCAACUGUUCUUUUUAAUGAGUCAAUUCAAGCACGAUUCGAGUUAAAAGUUUAAAAUCUUGGGCCAACUCAAAUUAACUCUCUGGUGGUCCGAAUUGACCUAUAGAAAGCUUGUAGUAACG